AUGAAGGAGGCCCAGGGAGCUUGUGCCCCCGAUGCACCUGUUUCAGAGGGUACCUCAGACAAGGUCUCGCAAGAUGUUGGUCGCAUCUCAGAUAAGGUUACGCAAGAGGUUCAGCGUAUCGCGCAAAUGUUCACUAUAGACGGAGCCACUCUUCGACGCAUUACCGAUCAUUUCGUUCAUGAGCUUGAGAAGGGUCUCAGCAAUGAAGACAGCGACAUUCCGAUGAACGUGACGUGGGUGAUGAAACAGCCGACCGGGUACGAAACCGGCCGAUAUCUCACCGUGGACAUGGGCGGCACGAACCUGCGCGUUUGCAACGUCAUCUUGACCGAGGAGAAAGGAGGAUACGAAUUGACGCAGGACAAAUUCAAACUCCCCAAACACCUGAGGAACUGCACCGCAGACGAGCUGUGGGCGUUCGUUGCCGACCGCAUCGGCGACUUCAUCCAGGAGCAUAACCUCACGCCACCCGAGUCUGAGAAACUCCCUCUCGCCUUCACAUUCUCCUACCCAGUCACCCAGGACAACAUUCGACACGGUGUUCUACAGCGCUGGACCAAGGGAUGGAAUAUCUCCGGCGUGGAAGGACACGAUGUAGUCGCACAGCUGGAGCAGGCUCUAGACCAAAGAAACAUCCCCGUGCGUAUCGUGGCACUCGUCAACGACACCACAGGCACGCUCAUCGCAUCGGCCUACAAGGACCCGGAAGUGAAAAUCGGCAGCAUCUUCGGGACGGGCUGCAACGCAGCAUACAUGGAGAAAUGCGGGCGCAUCCCGAAGAUCGCAGGGCAUAACCUCCCCGCCGACCAACAGGUGGCCAUCAACACAGAGUAUGGGGCGUUCGACAACAGCCACCAGGUACUGCCGCGCUGCCCCUUCGACCUGGAGAUCGACCAGGCGUCGCCACGACCGGGGCAGCAGACGUACGAGAAGAUGGUGGCGGGGCUGUACACGGGGGAGCUGGUGCGGCUGAUGAUCGUGCACCUGCACGAGACGGUGGGGUUCCUGGGCGACUGCGACCUGCGACAGCUGCGCGACAUCCACGCGAUGGAGUCGUCGUGCCUGUCGCGGAUGGAGGAGGAGAACGCGGUGGCGGAGAGCACGAUGGCCGAGACGCGCGCGAUGCUGAAGCAGGAGUUCGGGAUUGAGCCCACGCUGCCGGAGCUGAAGACCUGCUGCCAGCUGGCGGAGAUGGUGUGCACGCGCGCCGCGCGCCUGUACGCCUGCGGCAUCGCGGCCAUCUGCAAGAAGGAGGGCAUCACGCGCGGCCGCGCCGGCGUCGACGGCUCGGCGUUCAGCAAGAACUACCAGUUCAAGGAGCGGGCGGCGGCGGCGUUGCGCGAGAUCCUGGAGUGGCCGGCCGACGAGGAGGACCUGAUCACCUUCUGUCCGGCCGAGGACGGCUCGGGGAUCGGGGCGGCGUUGAUCGCGGCGCUGACCAUGGGAGACAACUAG
This is a messenger RNA of Aspergillus homomorphus CBS 101889, 1455 nucleotides long. RefSeq names its product hexokinase. NCBI's taxonomy places the organism in Eukaryota, Fungi, Ascomycota, Eurotiomycetes, Eurotiales, Aspergillaceae. Gene Ontology annotation, biological process: intracellular glucose homeostasis; glucose 6-phosphate metabolic process; glycolytic process. Gene Ontology annotation, cellular component: mitochondrion; cytosol. Bases 1 to 1455 code for a protein of 484 amino acids. The record is from RefSeq and is a predicted model, not a curated record. The transcript is spliced from 5 exons. Gene Ontology annotation, molecular function: mannokinase activity; glucokinase activity; D-glucose binding.